Molecule: messenger RNA, 3386 nt
Organism: Struthio camelus australis
Lineage: Eukaryota; Metazoa; Chordata; Aves; Struthioniformes; Struthionidae
Source: RefSeq, a predicted model, not a curated record
AUGAAUAUGGCUAAACUACUUCUGGACUCAAUAUAUGCGGUACUAUAUCCGAUUGCAGGACCAGCGCUGCCUCCAGGCUACAAAAGCAGCUGUAGCUCAGAAACACCUGAGAGUGAUGACGACUCAGAGUCUCUUCCUCUUCCCAGAGAGGAAGAUAGAGAUUCCGAAGAGGAGUCAGAAGGUGUUCCAACACCCAAAAAACUAAAAAGAAUUCAGGAAGAUGAUGAUGGAUUUUUUGGACCUGCUCUUCCUCCUGGUUUUAAAAAACAGGAUGAUUCUCCAGAGAGGCCCGUUAUAGGUCCUGCAUUACCACCUGGCUUUAGGAAACCUUCAGAGGAUGCUGGGAAUAACAAAUAUUCCAUAGGACCUUCUGUUUCAUCAGAAUUCUGUACCCAGGUAACAGAUAGUAGUGAAGAGGAAGACAACCUUAUAGGCCCAAUGCCUGCAAAAGGACCAGUGGAAUCUGAUGUAACGAAAGAAUUUGAACGCAGAGCUCAGAGAAUGAAAGAAAAACUUACUUCAGCAGACAGUGAUGAACCCAAGCAAGUUACCAGGGAAUCGUGGAUGACAGAGCUUCCACCUGAACUGAAAAGCUUUGGGUUUGGCCCAAGAACAUUCAAGAGAAGAGCCGAUGAAAAAUCAGGCGAUAGAUCCAUUUGGACAGAUACUCCAGCGGACAGAGAGAGAAAAGCCAAAGAAAGAGAAGAGACAAAAAAGUCAACCAGCAAGGAUGAUGAAGAAAUUGUAUUGUCUGGGAGAGACAAGAGACUUGUUGAGCAGGUGACUUCAUACAAUGAGUCGAGGAGGUCAGAAUCUCUCAUGGACAUACAUCAUAAAAAGCUGAAAAGCAAAGCAUCUGAAGAAAAGAAACCUCAAGAAAGAAGGCCUUUUGACCGAGACCAGGAUCUCAAAGUCAAUCGAUUUGAUGAAGCACAAAAGAAAGCCCUGAUAAGAAAAUCCAGAGAUCUGAAUACUAAAUUUGAGCAUAGUAAAGGCAAUAUGUUUUUAUAACAUAAAAGCUUGAAGCUUUUUUGAAGUCAGUUAAAUUUCAAAUACUUAAUUUUUUAAGUAUGUUUCUGUAAAUAUUUGUGUGCAAAAUAAAUAUCUUAUUGUUUUAGAACUAUUUUUCCUUUUCUGUAAAUAUUAGGAAGAAACAUCCAUAUUAAGAAUAAACUGAUAAAGGCACAUGCUGGAUAACAAAAAUAAUAGUGUAAACUUGCUACUUUGAAACAGUCAUUUUUUUUUGUUAGCAUGAAAUUAAUUAAAAUAAGUAUUUUUAAGGAGCUUUAUAACCAAUCUUGCAGUAGGGUUGACAGUUUCUUCGUUUCACCUGCCAUGCUUAAGUUCUGUUUGCUGAGCCUGGCCUGAUGGCCAUGGAAGUAUCCCCAUUAGGCUUGUGGGCAGGACACUUCUUGACUGAAGUUUCUGCUGGGGAGUGUAAACUAAAAUGACACCUUUCACCCCCAAGAAUGACUUGUAUUUCUGAAAAGGUGUGUCUACACAAAUAUGGGUUUGUAUAUGUGCAGUAUUAAUUCUGUACUAUAGCAGGGAGAGAUAGUAUUAGCAGAAGAGGUAAUAAAACCCCAAGAUUUGCAGAUUUAAUUGUAAAGUGGUGGUCUACAAGAAGAGAAAAUCUAAUCUGAGUCUAAUCGAUUUGCAGGGCUCAUCCAUCAGCAAACCCAUCUCACUUAAGCAAAUGCAAAGUGAAAAUCAAACAAUAAUAAACCUUACUUUGUCAGUUAUUUUGCAGAGCAGAAUGCCUCUUUUGUCUCAAAAAGGAAAUACAUUUGCUAUUUAAAAAUCUACAUCCAUCCUUACAGUUCUUUAGCUUUUGUGUGUGUGCAUGUGUAGCACCUGAAGUGAAAGUUGUGUUAAUAUUUGGGCUUCAGUCAGUCUUCCUCUUUCAAGUAGCAUUUGAAUCCUUUCAAAGGAGUUAUUGGAAAGGGUCAAAAUAUGGUCUAUCCGUGUACAUAGUUUUAUACCACAAACCCUAGCAGCAUUUUUGAAAGUGUCACACAUUUUACAUAUUAAAUACCAUCUGGUUCACUGUAAUUUGGGAGAAAAACUACUGUGACAGACUGUAUGUUCAUUUAUAUGAACAGAGCAAUGACCCAACAAGUCACAGAAGACGAUGCUUUUGGCCGUACUGCAUAUGUGCGUGAGCCGAAGGCACAGUAUCCGUGUGCUGAAAAAUCUUGGGGGAUUUUCAGUGUCACAAGUGAAUGCAUAUGUACAAUAUAUUUAACAUAUAGACAGCACAUUUUUUAAUAGUCAAUUUGUUUUGUGUUUUGAAAAAUCAGCUGCCUUUAGUGGGAAGAAGGAUCUGGUUUUGUCUUAGGUUUUUGGGGAUUCUUUUUGGUUUUUAAAUCACUCAGUUUUGAGUUUCUGAGGCUUUGUUUCAAGGGGAGAGGAGGAUUUGAAUGCAGACCUUUUUAUUUUUCUCCUUUCAAGCAGACCUUUGUUAGUGGGUCUCAGCAAACAAUUUCUCAGUUGGUUAUUACUUUCAGAGUUGUCUCCUUCCCCCUUUUGAUCAAAAGUAGCUCUUCUGCAACUGUAGGUUAAACAAUAUCUCUGUAGCAAUUCCACUAUUUCUUAAAUGGAAAGGUAACAUUAAAUAUAUUUAACUGUGGUUGUUUUAUUUAGGCAACUAGAGCAAUGACAGAAUGAGCAUCAUACUUAAAUUGUGGUUCACAAAAAAUGAUCCUCAUGCCCAGUUUUGGAAACCCUACUGCCAUGACAAAGUGAUUUAGUAUCAGAUGUUGCCUUACACCUAAAGAACGAAUGUCACAGACACGUUGAGAAGUCUUUGCUCAUCCAGAGAGUCUUUAACAGGGAGUGUUUGCACAAACAAGGGCUGCUUGCAUUAAAGUUUCUUUGUUAUGCUCUUGGUUUUCAUUUUUGUUCUUUAGUCGCUCCUCCAAAUUCAGGACCAGUUGUCAGAUGUCGCUGACUGCCAGCUCUUGCCAUCCAAGUAAGCUGAGAUACUCUUCUUGUUGGCUUCCUCCCCUCUCUGCCCUCAUCAUGGUCUUCCACCCCACCCUACUCCAAAGGCAUGUUUGAAUGGAGGGUCUGUGCUGCUCCGGAGGAGGGUUAACAAGGGAGCUCCAACAGCUGCAUCAUGCCAAUGUGGCUUCACAUAAUUUUACAGUCAUUGCACCUCGGUACGUGGGAUAGGCAGGUCUCAUUCAUAAAGCCUUGAAUACACAUUUGGAACACAAUUUCUCUGAUCGGUUUAAUAUUUUUUUGCUCUGAAGCAGCCUCUUGAGGAACUUGAUGAAGUAUGUGGUGCAAACUUCGGUGAGGGGGAAACUGGAAUUGUUGAGAGUUUCAAUUUAAGCUUUUCAUUACUUUGUGUAAAUUGAGUGAACUUUCGAGAUGCAUUAAUA